Molecule: messenger RNA, 3366 nt
Organism: Rhineura floridana
Lineage: Eukaryota; Metazoa; Chordata; Lepidosauria; Squamata; Rhineuridae
Product: titin-like
Exons: 8
Coding region: 1-3366 (1121 amino acids)
Biological process (GO): positive regulation of triglyceride storage; lipid storage
Cellular component (GO): lipid droplet; cytosol
Source: RefSeq, a predicted model, not a curated record
AUGGGUGGCUCUGAUGCCUGUGGGGCACUUAGCGAGAGGGAAGCUGACAGCCUCACCGGGGACUUGGUGUCUUUAAAGGAUGAGGACUCCAGCAUCCUCUCUCUGGACCAGGAAGACCUGGAGCAAGAGUUUAGUUUGCCUUCCAAGGAUAGCAGCAGAGAAGAUGUGAUACUGGAGGAGGUUGCAUGGAAUUCUGAAGAGCCAUCGCCAGCAUCAUCCAUGAUAAUUCCAGAAAUUAGGACGGAGCAGAUCUUUUCAGAGAGGAUCCCUGGAGACCUGACCGUCCCUCCACCGUCUCUGGAAGGGAUGUCCCCAAACAACCUGACGGAUGAGGCCAAUUUUGCAAUCGAGCGGGUUCUGGGAGAAAUGAGAGCCAAUAUCUUGACGGAGGCGGAAGCAGAAGUGAGCAUCCUUGCUAGAGAAUUGAAAGAGAGCCUUGAAGAGGAUGCCUGCUGCGAUUUGGACGAGCCGCACAGCAUCAUGAACUGCAGGGUGUGCCAGCUGUUUGUUCGCACUGUGGACAGGCUGCUAGACAAAUCGGAGGAACUCAUGGAUCAUUACCUUCCCCUUACCGAGGAGGAGAUAGGCAAUCUGAAGAGGGCUGUUGAGGAGAUAGAUGAUUCCGGCACAGACCACCAGAUACAAGCGUGCCUAGUGAGGAUCAGCGAUUUGUCCAGCAAACUCCGCCAACGGGCCUACAUGAUGGCGUUGAGCAAGCUGCGGCUGGCCAGGCGGAAUACCCAGCAGAGCCUCUGCCAGCUCCACGAGACGUUGGAUUUGAUUGAACAGGUGCAGCAAGGUGCGGACCCAGAUACUGGAUCACAUUAUGCACAAAUGAGCGUGCUGUCUGUGCAGUAUUGUCAGAGACAGGGGCAGAGUUUUAUCAGGGAAAAGCAAGAUUUCAAGCCAGAGCACAUUGGGAUGCCCCUUGCGCAGAGCAGCAUGAUUGAGAGAGAGGAAAUCGGGAAGCCCCUUGCGCAGAGCACCAUGAUAGAGACAGCAAAGGUGCCUCCCACAGAGGUCUGCCGCCCAGAGAAAGCCGAGACACCUCCUCCAGAGAUCAGCCGGCUAGAGAUGGCAGAGACACCUGCAGAGAUCAGCCUCCCAGAGGUCGAGAUGGCACCUGCACCAAUCAGCCGUCCAGAGAAGGUUGAGAUGGCACCUGCACCGAUCAGCCGUCCAGAGAAGGUCGAGAUGGCACCUGCACCGAUCAGCCGUCCAGAGAAGGUCGAGAUGGCACCUGCACCAAUCAGCCAUCCAGAGGUCGAGAAGCCGCCCACACCAAUCAGCCAGCCAGAGAAGGUCGAGAAGCCGCCCACACCAAUCAGCCGGCCAGAGAAGGUAGAGAAGCCGCCCACACCAAUCAGCCGGCCAGAGAAGGUCAAGAAGCCGCCCACACCAAUCAGCCGGCCAGAGAAGGUAGAGAAGCCGCCCACAGACCUCAUCCACAGAGAUGUGGCUAACAUCACACUAACGGCACCGGGUUGCGACGAGGAGGACGAGAUCACUCUAAGGAUGCGAGCGCAGAAAGAGGACGACGACAGCCCUGUCUCUGAAAUAGAAGCCAAAACGUUGGCAAUGUCCCUAAACCUGACCGAAAAUCUCCAGGGAACGUACGAGAACCUCCUGGCAAACCUGAAAGACCUCCCGGAAAAUCUGCGGAACAAGCUGUACCACACUUGCCGGAAUAUGGCUGAGCUGCAUGCCGAUUUUGCCUCGGCCCACCAUCUUGGGGACCUCUCUGGCGAUCUCUUGAACAAGAGCUUUGAGAUGAUGGCUGAAGCUCAGGGCUCCAUGGAUGAACUCAUGGAGUAUGCUUUGCAAAGCCCCGAAGCGCUCCUGUGGUUGAAAGACCACCUGCCAACCCCAGAAUUGAAGGCGGAAGGGGAGAUGUUCCUCAAGGAGAAAGGCCUGCUUCCCACCAAGGAAGAACAGGAAGAGGAGGCCCCACCUUCCGGCAAACAGGUGGCAGAGGAGUGGAACAUCUUGAACAUCCAGAAGGCCUACGACCCAAAAGGUUGUGACGAGGAAACGCCUUCAGGAAAGGAGGUCUGGCUUUCUGGCAAACAGGAGCUGCAGGAGCGGAACAUAUUAAAAAUCCAGCAGACCUACGAUCCCAAAGGUUGCGAUGACGAAGCUGCUGCUGAUAAGGCAGAGGGGGCGGUGGGCCGCCCUUACGGGCAGGAAAUGGAGAACAUCUUGAAAAUCCAGCAGGCCUACGAUCCAAAAGGUUGUGAUGAUGAGGCUGUCAAGGAGGAGAAAGAGGAGGUGGUCCAACCUUCUGGCAAGGAGGAGGACAUCUUGAAAAUCCAGCAGGCCUUUGACCCAAAAGGUUGUGACGAGGAAGUGCCUUCUAGACAAGAGAAGGAAGAGGUCCCACCUUCCAACAAACAGGAAGCGAGGGAGUGGAACAUACUGAAAAUCCUGCAGGCUUACACGCCAAAAUUUUCUGAUGAAGAACCACCUUCCAACAGGGAGGCAGAGGUGGAGAUCCCAUCUUCUGGCAUGGAGGAGAUGAAAGGGUGGGACAUAUUGAAGGUCCAGCAGGCCUACGACCCGAAAGGUUGUGACGAGGAAGCCUCUACCAAUAAGGACAAAGAGGAGGGCCAACUUUCUGGCGAAUGGGAGAGAGAGGGGUGGAACAUCCUGAAAAUCCAACAGGCCUAUGACCCAAAAGGUUGUGAUGAGGAUGCAUCUUCCAGCAAGGAGGAUGAGGUGGUCCAACCUUCCGACAAAGAAGUGGUGAACAUCCUGAAAAUCCAGCAGGCCUAUGACCCAAGAGGUUGCGACAACGAAGGCUCUAUGGGCAAGGAGGAGGUAGUGGUCCAACCUUCUGACAAAGAGGUGGAGAACAUCCUGAAAAUGCAGCAUGUCUAUGUUCCUGAAGGUUGUGAUGAGCAACCACCUCCUAGAGGAGAGAAGGAAGUGAUCCCACCGCCCAGCAAACAGGAAGCGAGGGAAUGGAGCAUAUUGAAAGUCCUGCAAGCAUACGCGCCUACAUUUUCUGAUGACGAAGCACCUCCCUGCAGGGAGGAGGUGGAGGCUGUGGUGAUGACUCCACUGUCUGGCAAAAAGGAAGGGAAGGAGUGGGACAUUCUGAAAAUCCAACAGGCCUAUGACCCAAAAGGUUGUGAUGGUGAAGCCUCUACCGGGAAGGAUGAGGCCCAACCUUCUGGAAGACAGGAAAUGGAAGGGUGGCACAUUCUGAAAAUCCAACAGGCUUAUGACCCAAAAGGUUGUGAUGACGACUCUAGCCAUAAAGAGGAGGCGGGCCCGCAGCUUGGCAAAUGGAGUGCGGAGAGGUAUAACAUAGUGGAAAUCCAGCAAGCCUACGACCCAAAAGGCUGCACUGAAGAAGACAAAUAA